CCCGCGGAACACGCCCUGUCGCCUCACGAGGGGGGCACCCCCUACCUUUUCCAGAUGGGGAAGCCGGCCCCGGGCACCCACACACAGAGCUCGGUUCUACAAGUGCUUCACAAUGACCUCCCCCCAGUCAGGAAAAGGGCCUUUCAUCCGAAAGCCUGCCAUGCUGGGCAGCAAGGCCACUGCCCGUUGUAACAGCAAUCGUCCCGGUGUCGGGACGAUCAAGAGACGAGCGGGCGACUGCGUGUUUCGCAUAUCCACGUCAGUUGCCAGAGACAAUGGGACGCCGCCUCUUGUGCUUGAAGAGCGGCCGAGGAUUGACGGAAACAUGCACCGCCGGCCAUGGAGAGGUAGCAAGAGGCAAGGUCUUUUUUGGUGCCGGCUAUCCGUCGACGAAACAUCCACCGCACUGACUCGUGGCCGUGGCCAACAAGGGGUGCAGAUUGUGAGUGGGCCGCCGUUGCUCGAAACAAAGAAAAAGAAAGAGGAAGGUGAUGUGGUGUGGCCCGACGGCUACGGUCGUUUCCAGAUCUGCAGAGCCGGGCAUCAUCGAGGACAGCGAAUUGGCCUCACCGGCACUGGGGUUGGCUGCAACCACGGAUCCCGUCACGAGGAAACGUGCACGCGUGAACGCGGUCCUCCGGGAAGUGGAUGUUGUUCCUUAUGGCCUGGGUCCGAGAAGCAAGCCCCUUGCCCCGUCGACGAGAGAUGGGUCAGACUCAAGGCGGGAUAUGGACUCCGUCCAAUGACCCUCCGGCUCCAUCUGAGGAGUACGUGCGCACACGAUUGCAACACAGACGGCAAAACUUGCAUGCGCAUUAGUUGCCGGUUAACCGGUGCAGUUCGUAUGGAUCGCAACGGGACGAGCGCCUCCAUCAGCCGUCCGCCUCAACUAUGAAGCCCAAGUAAGCUGCCGACGACCGAUAUUUGCCUGGGCAGAAGCACACGCUUGCUGUUUACACCCUCGAAGGGUAAAUAUCGAAACUUCACACACGGGAUUCCUGCGGGUGGCAUGUGGAUGCAUCACGGAUCUGCCCCGAGACAGAAAAGCUUGGCACACGCGGCUGUGGAGACCAGUUCUGUUGGGCCCUCUGGUGUGGAAACGUCACCCUCUGAGCCUCAAAUCUCCGUCUCCAAUGGUAAUAUCAGCCACGGGAAUAACAGCCGCCGUGAUGAGCGACGGUGAGCGGCAUUGCCGCUGUCGCCAUGCCCAGUCGGGAUCUGGGAUUAUCGCCCAUUGACACAGCCACCAGACCGACAAUCCACCGGCACGGUCACGUUGCGCGUUAGCGCCAAGCGGACGUGGAAAGAGCUGGGCCAAAAGGACAAAUUUCGGUUUCCGGGGGAGGAGGCAAUGUCGAGGGCGUGGAGCCGCUUUCUGUUCGGAAGCGAAAGUGAGACGGCGUCGAGUCUCAUCUAUGUUUGAGCCUCGCCGCAAGAAGCUCAUCCGAGAGCUAGGGCCCC
Molecule: messenger RNA, 1461 nt
Organism: Gaeumannomyces tritici R3-111a-1
Lineage: Eukaryota; Fungi; Ascomycota; Sordariomycetes; Magnaporthales; Magnaporthaceae
Exons: 2
Coding region: 113-895 (260 amino acids)
Source: RefSeq, a predicted model, not a curated record